UCGGUACGUACAGGAGAGGAGUGUGGAGGGCGUGACAGUGAUCGGUACGUACAGGAGAGGAGUGUGGGGGUUGUGACAGUGAUCGGUACGUACAGGAGAGGAGUGUGGAGGUGUGACAGUGAUCGGUACGUACAGGAGAGGAGUGUGGAGGGUGUGACAGUGAUCGGUACGUACAGGAGAGGAGUGUGGAGGGUGUGACAGUGAUCGGUACGUACAGGAGAGGAGUGUGGAGGGUGUGACAGUGAUCGGUAUGUACAGGAGAGGAGUGCGGGGGGUGUGACAGUGAUCGGUACGUACAGGAGAGGAGUGUGGAGGGUGUGACAGUGAUCGGUACGUACAGGAGAGGAGUGUGGGGGGUGUGACAGUGGGCAGUACGUACAGGAGAGGAGUGUGGAGGGUGUGACAGUGAUCGGUACGUACAGGAGAGGAGUGUGGGGGGUGUGACAGUGGGCAGUACGUACAGGAGAGGAGUGUGGAGGUGUGACACAGUGAUCG
This is a messenger RNA of Staurois parvus, 495 nucleotides long. NCBI's taxonomy places the organism in Eukaryota, Metazoa, Chordata, Amphibia, Anura, Ranidae. The record is from the annotation of a GenBank genome assembly.